GGACCUCUGAGGCCACUACUAGCAGAAAUCCAGUCGACUUUCCUCCCAUUUCGAGCCAUCAAAAUCACCUCGAUCUUUAUUCUGCUUCUAGUGGAGUUGAAGAGACCUGUGAGCCGUAAUUGUAGAAAUAUUGAUGAGUUUAUGUCUGGGCUUGGAACUAUGAUGAAAAGUGCGCAGAGCCAGGCUGAAGGACAGGCUCACUGCCUGUUCUCAAUCCCGAAUUAUCACCGUCAGAUGCAUGUUGUCUUAAUUGCAGCAGUCGGCGAAUGGUGGUCAUUUCGGUUUGUUCCACGAUCAAUAUUUGGUGGAAAGACCUUCGAUGGAAAAAAGUAUGUAUCACAUGUAAAUGCCCAGUUAGAAGGGGAAGAAAGAAACAACCCCAUCGAGGAAGACGCUGCCAGAUUAAUGGAUCCAAAUCUGAUACAAGAUAUGAAAAACUUCAUGGCUCAUGCUGGCGAGACACCGGCACAGAUAAAGGAUCGUCAUGAUGCAGAACGAGAUGCUAGGCAGAAACGAAGGGCCGAGCGAAACAUGAUCCGACAGCACAAUGAAGACCAGCUUCAGAAAUUCAUUGACAAAAUCCAGGAGAAACAACAUGAGCCUGGAGCCAUUCCUGAUCGCACCAUCAAUGAGUAUUCUCGGCGAAGAUCAGCCUGUGACGAGGAAUGGAAUUUUAGUUGGUCAUUCCGGAAUGAAUUUAUGGAGUCUGAGUCUGGCUAUCAAGUUGCACUCGAAGACCGUGCGGACUGGUCUGGUGUCAUGCGCCUUGGCUCCGAAACUUCAAAAUAUUACUUGGAUCAGAUUCAAAAUUAUUUGAAUCAAAUUUCCAAGAAUCACGAGUGUAAGCUCAUCACUGACAGCUUGAAAUUUAUUCCAUAACAUUCAAGUUUCCAAGUUUCCAUUUGUUUUUUCUAUUUGAACAAGUCCUUCCAUUUUACAUUUUAUGAUUGUCAUUUUUCGUUACCAGCACAGCACCUUAGACGAUUUGAUUUCUGCGCUGAUUGUACUCAUAUGGGAAAUUCCUAUUACCAGCAUUGCGUGUUCUACCCAGUUAAACUUUGAAUGUGAUUUCAUUAU
Lentinula edodes (shiitake mushroom) is the source of this 1077-nucleotide messenger RNA. RefSeq lists its product as uncharacterized. The record is from RefSeq and is a predicted model, not a curated record. The annotation marks the transcript as partial. The transcript is spliced from 3 exons. Lineage: Eukaryota; Fungi; Basidiomycota; Agaricomycetes; Agaricales; Omphalotaceae.